UCUCUCUCUCUCUCUCUCUCUCUCUCUCUCUCUCUCUCUCUCUUUCUCUCUCUCUCUCUCUCUCUCUCUCUCUCUCUCGGUAUGAGGACUGUUUGACCGCACUGAAGGAGGCAGGCAGCAGGACGGAUCUGCAGAAGUACUCAGGACUGCAUUCUUCUGUUCAAAGGCUGCGGGAGAAUUGCCCGUGGCCGGUCAGUCUGCGGGAAGCAGGCGGGACUGUAAUAGAAAGCGCCUCGUUUUGGUGACAUUUUCACUGAACAGACAGCUCACAAUCAGCCAGACCACCCGCCAGAAACUGGAUCUGAACCUGAACUGCUACACGUGCACCGCCUGCGUGAACCUUCAGUUUCUCCUUGAACUCCUGUCUGUCAGUAUUGAUGAGCCCCGCUGAGCCCGAUGGUUACAGACAGCAUGAAGCAUAAUGUUCAGCGUUUGCUCCGAUGGACGAACAUUUCAGUCCGUCUCCACGAACCUGGAGGACUUUGACUCCAUCAGAAGUGUUCUCCUGUAUAGUGAGCUUGAGCCUGAGUGGCUGGAUGAAGUCCAAAAGAAUGGUGAGCUGUUCUAUCUGGAGCUGAGUGAGGGCGAAGAGGAGGCUGUGCUAGCCCAGGUCUCCGCCAGUCAAUCGGCUGCCACCAAUCAUGUGCGCUUCAGUGAAAAAGAGGCAGAGAUCAUCACUGAGCAGGGCAAGAAACAAAGGGACUCCAACACAAAAUCGGACACAAAACUAAAAAAAAAGCUAGCUAAGAUACUGGGGCGCAAACGGCGGCCGUCUCAAAGGAAAGGGGCUGAUGGGAAAGAUGGCAGAUCUUCUCAGCAGCCCGCCUCCAUACUGAAGAACCAGACAGGACAGCGGGCCGGACUGGUUGUGCAGCAGCCGCAUCUUAAGGAUGUAUGUGUUUACUUGAACCCUAAACGACUGAGCAGCAUUUCUCCGUCUACUCCAGAGAAAGGAGGACUACUGGAAGCUUUGCUGGGCGUGGUCCACCGGGGAGGAGACAACCGAAGCCGUACGGGAGAAAAGCUCUUUAUCCACGGUCUAGUACCUCAUAGUCCUGCAAGCAAGUGUGCGCAGAUUUUAAUUGGUGAUGUUCUUGUUGCUGUUGAUGACGUGGAUGUUACAUCAGAAAAUAUCGAAAGAGUUCUCUCAUGUAUUCCUGGACCAACACAGGUGCGGUUGACUCUGGAGACGGCCAGUGUGGGCAGGAUCGGUGUGGAACCAGUGACGCCCAGGUCGAGAACUUAUCCACCAGUCAGCCAGCUGGUUCGUCUUCUCUGGGGAGAGGAUACCAUGGAGCUGCAGAUGUCUGUAGCACAUAUACCUCAUAUUGUCAUGUACCUGUCACUCAAACUGGACUCAGAGUCACCUCAGGAGGAGCAGGAGAUCCUGUACCAGUACCCACUGUCUGAGGCCGCAAUGCAGCUAAAAGGAGUAAGAGGUAUCUUUCUCACACUGUGUGAUAUGCUGGAGAAUGUCACUGGAGGACAGAUUGUCAGUUCCUCUCUGUUGCUCAGGAAGCAGCUGGUGCAUGUGGGUUACUGGAAGGAGGGUGCCAACCUGCUGGUGAUUGGCCUGCCAGCUGACAGGGUGCCGUUGCUGCAUCUGCAGACUGUAAUUGAGGGAGUGGUGCGCACACUUCGGGUUAUGUAUGGCUCUCUGGACAGUGCGUUCUGUGAAGGAGAGAACACUCCUCCUUUGGAUCAUUUCUUCUGCCUAUUCUUCCAGCAGCUCCUCCAGCCGUCUCGUUUGAGUGACGGCUCUUGUCCCUCUUCUCUAGAUAUCUCCGGGACACUGUUUCUGGACGGAUUACCAGCAGUUCGGUGGCUCACUUUACCACCAGACAUCAAGGUUGAGGUGGACACUGUUCUUUCAGACUUUGAGGCUUCAGAUUUUGGUGACAUGUCCGAAGACUCCUACGGCAUGAGACGUCUGUAUGUCACUCUGGGUUCCUGUCUCUUCUACAAGGGUUAUCUUAUCGCGAACCACCUCCCUAAGGAGGACCUGCUGGAUGUGUGUUUGUACUGCCAGCACUACUGUCUCCUUGCCCUGCCCACAGAGCAGCGUGUGGGUCAGCUGGUGGUGUGGAGGGAGGUGUUUCCACAACGUCGCACACAGCCCAGCCCCCUCACCCCACGUCUGGGCUACUGUGAGCCCCACGCACGUUACUUUCUCCUGAUUGUUGGAUUGAGGCACUUUAUGCAGUGUGUUUUACUAGAGGCCGGUGGUUGUGCGUCCCCGGCUGUUGGAUCCCCUGGUCCUGACUGUAUUUAUGUAGACCAAGUCAAAGCCACUCUCCUCCAGCUGGAGAGCCUCGACUCGGCCAUUGAAGAGCGGCUCUGUGCUCCACCCACCCCAUGCCUCUCCUGUGCUGACUGGUUUAUUCCCUCCGGUGGACGGGACCGCCUGGAUGGAAUUGGCAGCUCACCUAUCCUCAACCGGCUCACAGCUGCCAUCAAGCCCCCCUCUCCCAGCGUGAUUGGCCGUACUCUGUUUGGAGAGUCGGGUUCAGGCUCUGGUGGUGCAGGACUGAAGGGCAGAAGGCCAAGCCCUCAGAGGAGUCUUUCAGACAGCGGGAGUGAGGGCCGUGGGGAGACCUCUGUGACCUUUACGCUGGCACAUAGUCCUCACACUACACCCGAUGCUGCUCGCAGGAUGCCCUCUGGUGGCUCACGCAGGGACUCACUGGGGUCCGGAGGUUCAGACGGCAGCGGGGGCAGCGGUGGACUGUUUAAGAUGCCCAGACUGAAGCAGCCAAACCCGUUCUAUCUGGGUUCUCUGAGGAAAAGUCUGACGGACAAAGAGACGGAGGAGAUGCAGAAUAUUCUGAAGCUCACAGCAGGAGUGGAAAACACUCUCUUCCACUAUGUUCUUAUGGAGACGGUGCAGGGUAUCUUUAUCGCGCCCACACACAGAGAGGUUUCCCAGCUCAGCGGCUCUAUCCACCCUCAGCUCAUCCGCAACUUCCACCACUGCUGUCUGUCCAUACGGCACGCCUUCCAGCAGAGUCUACCACCACGGGAACGGAGAGGAGCUGACAGGCCUCAGGCUUCUCGAGGGCUUGGUCCUGUUAAAGAACAUGGUGUUCUGUUUCAGUGCAAACCAGAGAACUGGACUGACCAAAAGAAACCUCCCCCCACCAUGACAUACUGGGUCAUCGGGCGGAUGGUCCUAGAACCUGUACCUCAGGAGUUCUAUGUGUGUUUCCAUGACUCUGUGGCAGAGGUUCCUGUGGAGAUGGCUUUCAGACUGUCAUUUGGAUUGGCCAUGUGAUGUUCCUUCAGCGACGCUUCAGCCCUUCUCGGACCCACCAAUAUGGGAUCUUUCUCCACCUGUGGUAGAGGAACACAAGUCUGAUGCACACAGUUUUGGGAAAUGUUUUCCACAAGAAAUAAGGGCCCCUUACUUGGCUAAUGAGGAAAACAUGUUGGAAACUGUGUAAACCUCAAUUCAGGCCUAGUUGUUUAUAGCAAUCGAGAGGGAACAAGGAAUUGAGUUCAGUUUUGGCACUUGAUAAAAGUCAGUGCUUGGGUUCUUGUAUAGAUGGUCUUCAGAUGAAUAGCCUUUCUAGUGAACCCAGUGCUUUGCGGGACUUCUGACUGGUUGGGAGACCGUGUGAUAAAAAUCUCAACAGUUAUACCUCAGGUAUUGUGCUAUAUUAUACCAAAAAAUAGGACAGAAAAAAAAUCUGACUUAAACUGAGAAGCUUGAAGAAAACAAUACAAGCGCUCACAUUUAUACUUCACAUUAUUAUUGGGAGAAACCUUGUUUUAGUUUUGGCCUGUACAUAGCUCUGGAAGUCUUAACACCUGUAUGUUUAAGGUGUUUAAUGUGUUAAAUGUACAGGGGUUGGACAAUGAAACUGAAACACCUGGUUUUAGAUCACAAUAAUGUAUUGUGUUGACGGACAGUUCUGGUGGAAACAGGAGAGUUGAGCUGCACAUUAAAUUCUGCUGUGAUUUGGGCAGUCAUGGUUUUAUGUUUUUUGGAUACAAUCCGGGUUAGCACCUGAACAUCCCUUUCAGACAAGUUCCUCUUGCGUCCACAGUUAAUCCUGUUGGAUGUGGUUGGUCCUUCUAGGUGGUAUGCUGAUAUUACCCUGGAUAGACUUGCUGUCUUGAUCACAGAUAUGCCAGCAAGACGUGCACCAACAAUUUGUCCUCUUUUGAACUCUGGUAUGUCACCCAUAAGGUGUGCAUUGCAAUAUUUUGAGCAAAACUGUGCUCUUACCCUGCUAAUUGAACCUUCACACUCUGCUCUUACUGGUGCAAUGUGCAAUUAAUGAAGAUUGGCCACCAGGCUGCUCCAAUUUAGCCAUGAAACCUCCCACACUAAAAUUACAGUUUCAGUUUUAUUGUCUAACCCCUGUAUACACCAGGACUACAGCCUAAUCUGUAUAUGCUGUAUGAACAGCAUAUGGUUGUUCAGCAGGCACAGUAAGUUUAAUGCAUUUUCAGUAUUUAAGAACGUAAAAUCCAUUAACUUGAAACAAAGUGUAGUAGAAACCAAGUACAGGGAAACGCAAACAUAAUAUUGGUAAACAUCACAAUGCUAAUGUUUCAGCAGAUAGACAGUAGGCAGACAAAUGCUGGACUAUUAGAACAUAAAAACAUUAAAACUGUAGAUUUUAAGAGAGACAUUUAUUUUUCUUAUGACCGAGACAAAUUAUGUAACUUUUUUUUUUUUUUUUUUUAAACCAAGUGACCUUAUUUCAUGCAGGACCAAAUAGAAUGGCUUUCCAUACUUCUACAAACACUGUAUGGAAAAGACAAAAGUUUUGGGACACGUGCAAGGGCAUAUAAAAAAAUAAACAAAUUCAAGGAGGAUUUGAUUGCAUUCAGCGACAUGAGCAUUAGUGAGGUUAAAAUGAGUAGACGUCAUCACCUCUCAACCUUAAAUCUAGGGUCAGCUAUGUUCUUUUUUUAUGUGGGGGAGAUGUUUCUUUAUUUAAUAUGUAGCAGUUUACGUGUUUUAUACAGAAUCUUUAUAAGUGCACAUCACAGAUGUGUGGGAAAAAUGCAAAUAAAUUUGCUAUGUUUACUGUU
This is a messenger RNA of Astyanax mexicanus (Mexican tetra), 5043 nucleotides long. RefSeq names its product inturned planar cell polarity protein (gene intu). Gene Ontology annotation, biological process: establishment of planar polarity; nervous system development; vesicle-mediated transport. Gene Ontology annotation, cellular component: cytoplasm; cilium. The transcript has 16 exons. Gene Ontology annotation, molecular function: protein binding. The coding region runs from base 422 to 3271 and encodes 949 amino acids. The record is from RefSeq and is a predicted model, not a curated record. NCBI's taxonomy places the organism in Eukaryota, Metazoa, Chordata, Actinopteri, Characiformes, Acestrorhamphidae.